AUGGCUCUGUCGACCCUCCCCAUUCCCUACAUAGGGACGUCGGCAAUCUUUCUCCUCUCAAUACCUCAUGUCAGUCAGCUUGUCACUGACUGUGGAGGCAAGAAACUAUACAGAUUACUCGAAUCGAGCACCGACGAUGAGACUAUCACCAGCGGCAAGCCGCCCCGAUCAGUCUGGCAACGCGUCACUCUAGUUGUGGUGGCAGCAGCAGCCACCAUUGCGGCGCUCUGGUCAUGCGUAAGCACGCAACCAGUGCUUGCUCCAAAAGUCCUUUAUCUCGCUGCGUGGAUUAUGAUCCUAGCCCAAGAAUUGGUUCUCACAAGCCGUCCGAAUCCAGAAGCCAGAUACCGCCUAGGGUCCUACAGCGCCUUGGCCAGUCUGGCCAUAGGCAUCUGUAUGGCCUUGCCAUAUGCAUUGUCGUUGCACAGCAAACUGCGUGACUUCAAGUUAACUUCCCAAGACGCAUCGAGCGUUGUUGAACUAGUCGCCGCUCUCAUUCUUCUCUUCGUGAAUCUCGCAUUUCCAAGAGGACCCACGGUCUACCGCGACGGGCGUCCAGUUGAUUCGCAGAAAUCCGUCUCGUUCCUAAAUCGAUACACCUUCUCCUGGGCGUACACAACCCUGGCCAUUGCGGCGAAGAAUGGAAGACUCAAUGUUGACGACCUCCCCGUGGUUGGAGACGAAGUGCGUGCAGAGACGCUCUCCGACUCCUUCUUUGCAGUCAGGUCAACCGCGGUGAGAUGGAGGAAGUGGCUGAAGCUCUACUGGCCAGAGAUGGUCUUACAGGUGAUCAUACAGCUCUUUGCCAAUGCUGUUAAUUUCCUCCCUCACUUUCUCCUCCUCUCCAUCCUUCGCCUCUUUGAGGACCGUGAUGCGGGAGCCGGGAACCAGCUUCAACUAGGGUUGACAGCCCUGGGUCUUGGGCUAUCUAUGGUGGUCACAUCUUGGUUCAUAUCACUGAGAGACUUUGUCGCUGAUCUGAGACUUUCUCUGCCAAUUCAUGAACAGCUGUUCGCAGUCAUUUCCAAGAAAGCCAUGAGCUUGAAAGAUGUAGUGAUAUCCGCCGGCGAUAGCGAGGAUAAUGAUGCUGCAAGCGACGAUGACGACGACGACGACGACGACGACGAGUCACCCAGAACAAAGCACUCUGUUCUCAAUCUCCUCGGAGUAGACGUGGAAAGAGUCUCCGAUUUCGUCGCCUAUAGCCAUCUGCUCCUCGACUGCAUACUUGAACUCAGCAUCGCGAUCGUCUUCCUCGUAUACCUGAUGGGAUGGAAACCCAUAGUGGCUGGAUGUGUUAUUCCCGUUCUUCUGACACCUGUCUACUACUAUUUGACCAAUCAGUACAGCAAACAGGAACAAGCACUCAUGGAACGCCGGGACGAAAAGUCCACGGUGCUUACUGUCUUGAUGCGUGGCAUACGGCAGAUCAAGUUCAGCGCUCUCGAAACCCAAUGGUACAACAAAAUCCUGGGGUUGCGCGAAAAAGAGCUGCUUAACCAACACACCGUUUUCCGGCUCAACGUCUAUCUAACGGCCAUCUGGACGCUGGGUCCGCUGUGCAUGAGCUGUAUCUCAAUCGCCACACAUAUCUACGUGAAUGGCUCUAUUGCGGUCUCGGUUGCUUUUACCGCCUUGUCGCUCUUUGAGAAUUUAUCAGCCGUACUCAGCCUGUUUCCUGAAGCCUUUACGGAUCUACUAGAUGCCUCGGUCAGCAUUCAGAGAAUCGAAAGCUUUCUGGAUCUACCAGAACAUGAGGACAAGAGAGUGCCAGGUGAUACCAUCUCCUUCCGCGACGCUACCAUUGCAUGGCCGUCAGUUGCGGAAGAUGCAGCAGAGCAGUUCCAGCUGAAGUGCCUCAAUCUUGACUUCCCUUCGCGGGAGCUCACCAUCAUUUCAGGACGGAGCGGUGCUGGGAAGUCGCUACUUCUUCAAGCACUCAUUGGCGAAGCAGACAUCGUGAAGGGCGCUGCUAUUGUCCCUCGCGCGACCGCUCCCAACUGGACAGUUGGCGAGGAAAACUGGAUAGUGGAUGGUCUGGUUGCAUAUGUCUCCCAGGAUCCGUGGAUUGAGAACGCGACGCUCCGUGAUGCCAUCUUGUUCGGGCUGCCUUUUGACCCAGUGCGAUAUGGAAAUGUCAUUCACGCAUGCGCGCUCUCGCACGAUCUCGAAUCGUUUCCUGAUGGAGACAGAACUGAUAUUGGCGCUAAUGGAAUCAAUCUAAGCGGUGGUCAGAAGUGGCGCCUGGCGUUGGCCAGGGCACUAUACAGUCGCGCUAGUAUUCUCGUCUUGGACGAUAUAUUCAGUGCGGUUGAUUCCAACGUUGGCCGGCAUCUGUACGACAACGCUCUGAUGGGGGCUCUUGGGAAAGGGAGAACAAGAGUCCUGGCCACGCACCAUGUUCGAUUGUGUCUGGGAGGGGCUGCAUACAUAGUGACGCUGGAGAAUGGUCAUGUUGUGCAAGCAGGGCAUCCGUCAAGUCUCAUUCAAGACGAAACUUCCGAGUCUACACUUGAUGGCAGCACUUCAGCCACUUCGCUUGAUAGCAGACCUAACCCACUCAAUCCCUCCAAGCGAACAAAUGCUAGUCCUCCCCGCUCGGAUUCCCAGCCCAAAAAGUACUAUGAGGAAGAGAAGCGAGAACGUGGUUUUGUCAGAGCAGAGGUAUACAACGCUUAUAUAAGAGCCUCGGGCGGCUACUCUCGCUGGAUUCUGGUCAUCAUUCUUUGCGUCUCGACGCUGGCACUGAACCUGGCAGCUCCUUACUGGGUUUCUGUUUGGACCAGAGCAUACAAUGAAAGUAUUCCGCCAUCAAUCCUCACGCAGCCAGGUCAUCUGAACGCCGUCUCAAGCCAGUUCAGUAGCGGUGGUCUGCAUUUUGACCAACGCCUUGUCUACUAUAGCUCAAUCUACUUCGGCUUGACAUUCGCCUCGUGGAUUCUGGACGUCAUCCGUAUCCAGAUCAUUCUCAGCGGCUCCAUUAAGGCUUCCAAGGUGAUUUUCGAACAGUUCGCCGAGACCAUUCUCAGGGCCCCUCUCCGUUUCCUCGACGUGACACCGGUUGGCCAGAUCCUGAACCGAUUCACGUCAGAUUUCGGCACUCUCGACUCCGAUCUCGCGCUUGAUCUAUCAUAUCUCCUGCAUAGCGGCAUCCUGAUCCUCGGCGUCAUUGUCGCAGCUUCGGUAACCUCUCCUCUCAUCGUGGGACUUGGCCUGCUGACUCUCUUGGCGUCAUGGGCAGUCGCCUUCUUCUAUGUAACCGGGGCUCGAGAGGCAAAAAGACUGGAAAGUACCGCUAGAUCCCCGAUCUUUGAGCUGGUCGGGUCUCUGCUCACCGGGUUGCCUACCGUCCGUGCAUUCGGGAGAGAGACGGCCUACCUGAAGCGAAUGUACGAUCUGAUCGAUAUACACUGCCAGGCCCUUUGGCACAAGCGGUUAUUCUCAUGCUGGAUGUCGUUUUGGAUGAGCAUGGUCGGGGCCAUUUUCGUCGCCUCCGUCACAAUCACCUUCGUCCUCAUUCGCACCUUAGACGCACCUCUUGCGGGCUUCGCUCUCAGCUUCGCGCUCGAACUCUCAGACCACAUCUCCUGGUUACUAACGCAGUAUGCGGAACUGGAACUCGACGCCAACGCCGCCGAGCGCAUAGUGGAGUACACGCAGCUAGACCAGGAGCCACAGUCCGGCAUCGACGUGCCAAUAUCCUGGCCCAGCAACGGCGAGAUCGAGGUUACCAACCUCUGCGUGAGCUACGGCGCAGACCUCCCGGCUAUUCUGAAGGACCUCACCUUCACCCUGCGAGCCGGUGAGCGAGUCGGUAUCGUCGGGAGGACCGGAGCGGGGAAAUCCUCGCUUGCGCUGGCGCUCCUUCGAUGCCUGGAAGCGCGGUCCGGCUCCAUUCACAUCGACGGGAUCGACAUUGCGCAAGUGCGACUGCAUGAUCUCCGCUCACGGGUGGGGAUCAUCCCCCAGGACCCAGUUGUGUUUGCCGGCACGGUGCGCGAAGUGCUGGAUCCGUUUGACCAGCAUGACGAUAGCGAGCUGCACGACGCUCUAAUGAAAGUCGCGCUGCUGCCACCGUCGGACCAAGGCGCUCCAGGCCAUUGCACGAGUGAAGGCGUAUCAAACGACUCAUUCGCUCUCGAUUCUCCUAUCGUAGAAGGAGGGCGGAACCUCUCGCAGGGCCAAAAACAACUAUUAUGUCUUGCGCGUGCUCUUGUCUCGCGUCCGAAGAUCCUGAUCAUGGACGAAGCCACGGCGUCCGUCGAUAUGGAGUCGGACAUUCGCAUCCAGCGCACACUCCGGCAGGUUAUUCGCGGGUGUACGUUGCUGGUGAUUGCGCAUCGACUUUCGACGAUUGCGGACUUUGAUAGGAUUAUUGUGAUGGAUGGUGGCAGGGUGGUGGAGAUGGGUCGGCCGGGGGAGCUGGUGAAACUUGAGAACGGUGUUUUCCGGGGCUUGGUGGAGGAGAGUGGGGAGAGGGUGUGCUUGAGCGUGCUCUUGGUCGUAACCUUGUUGCAUCCAGCUGUCAAGGCUGCCGACCUGACAUCCCACGUUAACCUCUUCACGGGCACGCAGAAUGGCGGGAACAACUUCCCCGGCGUCGCCCGUCCCUUCGGCAUGGUCAAACUCGGCCCUGAUCUGCUCAAUGCCGGCACCGAUGCGUACUCCGGGUACCUGCCCAACGGCGCCUUCUCGGGGUUCAGCAUGAUGCACGAGCAAGGGACGGGCGGGGCCCCCAAGUAUGGGACCGUCUCGCAGUUGCCGCUGGUAGGCAAUGUCAGCGAGCCUCUGUCAAAUAAGACGGUUGCUCGCGCCGGUGCGGACGAGGCAUCUGUGGGGUACUACAAGGCGCGCACGUCGGAAGGCGUCGUCGUUGAAUUGACGGCCACCGCGCAUGCGGGGAUGUAUCGGUAUACGUUUCCGACUGGGUCGAAAGGGAAUGUGCUUGUCGACGUCUCGCAUGUGCUGCCCUCGUUUAGAGGACAGGGGCUCAGCCAGGGGUAUAAAGGUGGUAACCUGACCAUCUUUCCCGACGGGCAUUAUGAGGGUCAUGGAGUAUAUGAUAAUGGGUGGAAUCGUUCUCCAGACUGGUCUAUUUACUUUUGUGGUUACUUUGACGCUGACCCGGUCAGCAACGCAACGUAUAUCGGAACAGACGCACAGGGCAGCGUCAAGCAGGGCAGCGGCUUCGCAUCCUCUACCUCGGGAUCGACCCGCGUCGGAGGUCUCUUCUCCUUUCAGGACUCUGUAGUGACGUCUCGCGUUGGCAUCUCCUGGAUCUCCACGCAGAAAGCCUGCGAGCACGUCCAGGAUGAGAUUCCCCACGGAACAGAGUUCACCUCCGUUGUCGAAGACACCAAGGCCGAAUGGAACGCCACCGUCUUGUCCAAGGUGACCACCACAAACACAAACGACACGAGCCUCGAGCUGCUGUACACAUCGCUGUACUUUAUGCACUUGAUCCCCACAAAUCAGACGGGCGAGAAUCCCAGCUGGACAUCGUCAGAGCCCUAUUAUCAGGAUAUCUUCACAUACUGGGACCUCUUCCGCUGCUCCACGGCUCUCAUGCAAGUCCUGCAGCCGGUAGCCUACGAAGAGCAAAUCCGAUCUCUGAUCGACAUCUGGCGGUUCGAGGGCUACCUGCCCGAUGCGCGCUCGUCCAACUACAACGGCCGCACCCAGGGCGGCUCCAACGCCGACAACAUCCUGGCCGACGCAUACGUCAAGGGCGUCCGCGGCGCCGUGAACUGGGAAGACGGGUACAAAGCCAUGGUGAAAGACGCCGAGGUCGCACCGCCCAACGAUCCCGUGGACCCCAUGGCGCCUGACUCGUCGACCAAGGAAGGACGGGGCGCGCUUCCGGACUGGUUGAGUCUGGGGUUCAUCACGCCCAGAUACAGCCGGGCCGUGACUCGGGCGGCGGAGUACUCCUGCAAUGACUUUGGGCUGUACCAGGUGGCGUCGGGGUUGGAGAAGCACACCGACGCCGAGAAGUAUCUGAACCGGUCGCGGAACUGGCGCAACCACUGGAAUCCGAACCAGACGUCUCUCGGAUUCUCCGGGUUUGUCGUCCCCCGCGAUUCGUCGGGGUUUAUCGAGACGGACCCUCUGACUGAUAGCGGGUACUGGGGGGAUCCGUAUUACGAGGCGAGUUCGUGGGCGUACCCCUGGGCCAGCGUGCAUGACAUGAAGGAGAUGAUUGAGAUGAUGGGAGGCGACGAGACCGUCGUCGAUCGUCUGAAUACCAUGUUCACCGAGGGAGCCAGCGGGUCCAGCGGAACGAUCUUCGACCCGACGAAUGAGCCCAUGUUCAACAUCCCAUACCUAUACAACUACGUCGGCCGACAAGAUCUCUCCGUCUCGCAGUCCCGCAAGGUCGCCAAAAGGUACUUCAACACGGGCGUCGCAGGUCUGCCUGGCAACAGCGACGCAGGCGCAAUGCAGACAUGGCUGCUCUGGAACAUGAUCGGACUGUAUCCGAUCACAGGACAGACGACAUUCCUCAUCCAUUCGCCGUGGUUUGAGUCCCUGGCCAUCGAUCUUGGGGACGGGAAGGAGCUGCGCGUCACAGCAACCGGGGGUGACGGCAACGGUGACAGCAAGAUUUAUGUCCAGAGUCUCAAAGUCAAUGGGAAGGAGUGGCGCAAGAAUUGGCUGGCGUGGGGUGAUAUCUUUGAAAACGGAGGAACGCUCGAGUUUGAGCUGGGGGAGAGCCCAAGCGACUGGUUUACCGGGGAGCUGCCUCCCAGCCCUGCAUCGUAA
Aspergillus thermomutatus is the source of this 6762-nucleotide messenger RNA. Its product is annotated as putative ABC transporter. The record is from RefSeq and is a predicted model, not a curated record. Gene Ontology annotation, molecular function: ABC-type transporter activity; ATP binding; carbohydrate binding. Gene Ontology annotation, biological process: carbohydrate metabolic process; transmembrane transport. The transcript is spliced from 8 exons. Gene Ontology annotation, cellular component: membrane. Lineage: Eukaryota; Fungi; Ascomycota; Eurotiomycetes; Eurotiales; Aspergillaceae. The coding region runs from base 1 to 6762 and encodes 2253 amino acids.